This is a messenger RNA of Micromonas commoda, 1524 nucleotides long. RefSeq lists its product with no specific name. The transcript has 2 exons. Bases 4 to 1461 code for a protein of 485 amino acids. Gene Ontology annotation, cellular component: mitochondrion; cytosol. Gene Ontology annotation, molecular function: glutathione-disulfide reductase (NADPH) activity; NADP binding; flavin adenine dinucleotide binding. The record is from RefSeq and is a predicted model, not a curated record. NCBI's taxonomy places the organism in Eukaryota, Viridiplantae, Chlorophyta, Mamiellophyceae, Mamiellales, Mamiellaceae. Gene Ontology annotation, biological process: glutathione metabolic process; cellular response to oxidative stress; cell redox homeostasis.
GAGAUGGAGUACGACUACGACAUCUUCACCAUCGGUGGUGGCUCCGGCGGCGUUCGCGCGUCUCGCAUGUCCUCCCAAGCGGGCGCCAAGGUCGGCCUCGUCGAGCUUCCCUACUCCCCCAUCUCCUCCGCCACCACCGGCGGCCUCGGCGGCACCUGCGUGAUCCGCGGCUGCGUCCCGAAGAAGCUCCUCGUGUACGGCUCCGCGUUCGAGUCCGAGUUCCGCGAUGCCGUCGGCUUCGGCUGGGAUCACGGCGACAAGAUGCCCGAGUUCUCCUGGGAGAGGCUCAUCGCUGCCAAGAACGGCGAGAUUGAGCGACUCAACGGCAUCUACGGCAGACUGCUCGACGGCGCCGGCGUGGAGAAGUACGAGGGCGCCGGUCGCGUCACCGGCCCCAACAGCGUGGAGAUCACCGACGUCGACGGCAACAAGAAGACGAUCACCGCCAAGACCAUCCUGCUCGCGCCCGGGGGCAGGGCGUGGAAGCCCGACAUUCCCGGAGCCGACCUCGGCAUCACCUCCGACGAGGCUCUCGCGUUUGAGCACCAGCCCAAGCGCGUCGUCGUCAUCGGCGGCGGGUACAUCGCCGUGGAGUUUGCCGGUAUCUUCCAGGGCCUCGGAUCGGAGGUGAACAUCGUGUACCGCGCGGACCUUCCCCUGCGGGGUUUCGACCAGGAGGUUCGCGAGACGGUUGCGACAAACCUCGCGGCGAGGGGCACUUCGGUUCACGCGGGCGCCAACCCUACGUCCGUCGCCAAGAACGACGACGGAUCCCUCACCCUCACGCUGGACAACGGGACGAAGAUCGAGACGGACUGCGUGAUGUGGGCCACCGGCCGCGUCCCAAACACCGACCGCCCGGACCUCGGCCUGAAGGAGGUUGGCGUCGAGCUCGACUCUAAGGGCGCCGUCGUCGUGGACGAGUACUCCAAGACCACCGUGCCGUCGAUCUACGCCGUGGGCGACGUGACCAACCGGGUUAACCUCACCCCCGUGGCGCUGAUGGAGGGCAUGGCGUUCAAGGACACCGUGGUGCUGGGCAAGCCCACCAAGCCCGACUACGAAAACAUCCCAUCCGCGGUUUUCUGCCAGCCCCCCGUGGCCACCGUGGGCAUGACCGAGGAGGAGGCCGUGGCGAAGGGCAUGACCUGCGACAUCUACACGAGCACGUUCACCCCGAUGAAGAUAUCCCUCGCGGGCAGGGUUGAGAAGGCGUUCAUGAAGCUCAUCGUGGACACCGCCACGGAUAAGGUUGUCGGCGCGCACAUGGUUGGACCCGAUUCCGCGGAGAUCAUGCAGGGCAUCGGCAUCGCGCUCAAGUGCGGCGCGACGAAGAAACAGUUCGACUCCACGGUGGGUAUUCACCCCUCGUCCGCGGAGGAGUUCGUCACGAUGCGAACCCUGACCCGCACCGUGGGGCCCAAGGUCGCGGAGAAGGAGGCGGUUGGCGCGAAGAUGUGAGUUGGUCCGCCCAGAAAACUUCACCAGAAAAUAGGUGACUUGAUAAAAAACUACAACGACUAA